CAUUUAUUUAUGUAUAUAUAGACCUCACCUCAUCAUCACAUAGUUAGUUCGAAAAGGAAUCCCACCAAACACCACCUUCUACCUUAACAUAUCCAUCUUUUUUCUUGUACUUUCGAUUCUCAUAACCAAAAUUCAAAAAUCAUUGUCACCUAUCUUUUGUUUUCACCAUAUCUUAUUAUUAUAUAUAAAUAACCAACAAAUUUUUGUGUGUGAUUUACAUGGUUUUUUUUCUUCUAUAAUGUCUUCCAACAAGAAAAACAUCAUGAGAACAAUUUUCACAACAAACGGAAGUUGUGGAUCAUGCGUAAAACCAAAAGCCAUUCAAGUCCACGAACCAACCCUAAAACCAAAAACCUCCAUCAACCAUAUCAAGAUCACAAAUCCAAGUAGCAAAACUUCUUCUACUACAACCUCCGGCGACCGAAACGGUGCCGUUUGCAGCGUCAACGACAGCGAAGAAUUCUCAACCACCACGUUCUCAGAGGCCGAUACAAAUAACAACUACUCCGCACCCAAGCAGAGUCCGUUAAUGAACACUGUGGCUGUCGAGAAGGACUCUGAAGAUCCUUAUCAUGAUUUCAAACACUCUAUGCUUCAAAUGAUUUUUGAGAAUGAGAUCGAUUCCGAAGACGAUCUUCAAGAUCUUCUCCGGUGUUUUCUUCAUCUCAAUGAAUCAUGUUAUCAUCGUGUGAUUGCUAAAGUCUUCAAUGAAAUCUGUCAUGAAGCUUUUCCUGAUAAGGUUUGUAGUAUUGCUACCAAAUCUUUCGAAUGAAGGUUGAAUUAUCAACGAAAAUUACAGACGUAAAAAAAUAAAUAUAGUUUGUCCAUGUUCAGUGUUUGAAUUUAAAAUGGACAACAAUAUAGAUAUGGCUGUGUUUAUUUGCAGAUUUUAUUAAUGUGUCCUUUCAUUUAUUUAAAUUGCAAGUUCAGCACAAGCAUUUAUGUAAUAUUCACUUUCUAUAUGAAUGAAUUCUAGGUG
Vicia villosa (hairy vetch) is the source of this 979-nucleotide messenger RNA. Its product is annotated as transcription repressor OFP6-like. Bases 239 to 772 code for a protein of 177 amino acids. The record is from RefSeq and is a predicted model, not a curated record. Gene Ontology annotation, biological process: negative regulation of DNA-templated transcription. The transcript has a single exon. NCBI's taxonomy places the organism in Eukaryota, Viridiplantae, Streptophyta, Magnoliopsida, Fabales, Fabaceae.